AUUAUGAUUGAGUUUUGUCCUGGUGGAGCUGUAGAUGCUACUAUGCUAGAGCUGGAUCGAGGCCUGACUGAAUGCCAGAUCCAGGUGAUUUGUCGCCAGAUGCUGGAGGCCCUGAACUAUCUACAUGGCAAGAAGAUUAUCCAUCGAGACUUGAAGGCAGGCAAUGUGUUACUAACCCUGGAUGGAGAUAUUAAACUUGCCGAUUUUGGAGUAUCAGCCAAAAACAUGAAGACUGUGCAGAAGAGGGAUUCUUUCAUUGGCACCCCAUACUGGAUGGCUCCUGAAGUAGUGAUGUGUGAGACCAUGAAAGAUACCCCUUAUGAUUACAAGGCUGACAUCUGGUCCUUGGGGAUAACACUCAUAGAAAUGGCACAAAUAGAGCCACCUCAUCACGAGCUGAACCCUAUGAGGGUCUUACUGAAAAUAGCCAAAUCUGAUCCUCCGACUCUUAAUUAUCCAUCAAAGUGGUCUCCAGCAUUCAGAGAUUUUCUGAAGACUGCACUUGACAAAAACCCAGAGACCCGGCCAACUGCCACACAAUUACUGGAACAUCCUUUUGUCAGCAAGGUCACCAGUAAUAAAGCCUUACGUGAGCUGGUGGCAGAGGCAAAGGCUGAAGUAAUGGAGGAAAUUGAAGACAAUAGAGAGGAAGGUGAAGAAGAGGACUCAUCAGAAUCUGCCUCUCCUCACGAUGUUCAGAAGAGGAAUUCCUCUAUUGCAAGCCAGCAAGGUUUGGAAGGAGAAAAGCUUCAAGAAAACCGCUUAUCGCUUGUGGCCAAUGGACCAAAGUUGCCUUUGGAGCAUGCCAAGGAAGCUAUAAAUGGGCAGGACAACAGGGUUUUGGAGGAAGAAGCUAGAACUGAAACUGCUGAGCGCUCAUAUUUGUUGGGAAUAGAAAGUUAUUCAGCUCUUCCUGGUGCCAAACAGAAGUUAAGCACCAGCCCCCAGGCUUUGCAGCCCAAUGAAAACCUUAAGCCAGCAGAGGAUGGGGCUGCCAACCACCAAAAGGAAAGUACUGAGACAGCAAACAGUGAGGAUUCAAAUUGGGGAAGCCAAACUGUAAACAGCCUCCCUGAAACCCCGACUGAAGAAAAACUCCCCAAUGGGAGCAUGAACUCUUCUCAGUUUGAGAACGACAGCUUCAAGAGAGAUUCUGAUUCCGGUAGCACCUCUGCUUCAGAGAGUAUGGACCUCAACAUCUCUUUGUCUGCUGAUCUGUCCCUGAACAGAGGCAGUGAGUCCCAGUCCCUAAAGAAUGCAAAAAUGCAGAACAUGACACUGAAACGGACAAGAAGAUUUGUAGUUGAUGGAGUGGAAGUGAGUGUUACCACCUCAAAAAUCAUCAGUGAAGAUGAAAAGAAGGAUGAAGAGAUGAGAUUCCUCAGGCGCCAGGAGCUGCGGGAGCUACGUUUACUUCAGAAAGAGGAACAUCGGAAUCAGACACAAUUAACAAACAAACAUCAGCUGUUCCUGGAACAAAUGUUAAAACGUUUUGAACAAGAAAUGAAUUCAAAGAAGAAGUUUUAUGACACUGAACUAGAAAACCUAGAACGGCAACAGAAACAGCUGAUUGAAAAAAUGGAGCAAGAUCAUGCACUGCACCGGCGAGAUGAAGCUAAACGUAUACGUGCUGAGCAAGAACGGGAUCUGGUUAAAUUUCAAGAACUGCUGAAACAAAAAAAGAAAGAGCUCAAGAAUGACAUUGAAAAGCUCCCACGGCAACAACGCAAGAGCAGCAUGAAAGUGAAGAUGGAUGAAUUUGUACAAAAAAAGCAAGUUAUGGAACAAGACUUUAUAGCCAAGCAAUCUGAGGAUCUGGAGCAGGCUAUGAAAAACAUUACAGCUCAGAAUCGGAAAGAGAUCUGUGAGAAAGAACGCGAUUGCCUCAAUAAAAAACAGCAACUUAUGAGAGACCGAGAAGCUACUAUUUGGGAUCUUGAAGAGCACCAUCUGCAGGAGAAACACCAGACUUUGAAACAGCAAAUAAAAGAUCAGUAUUUCCUCCAGAGACACGAGCUGCUCCGGAAACACGAGAAGGAACGCGAGCAAAUGCAACGAUAUAACCAGCGCAUGAUAGAACAGCUGAAAGUUCGGCAGCAGCAAGGGAGGACCCGUCUCCCCAAAAUUCAGAGGAGUGAAGGGAAAACCCGCAUGGCCAUGUAUAAAAAGAGUCUCCAUAUCAACUCCAGUGGAAGUGCCUCAGAACAGAGAGAGAAGAUAAAACAG
Molecule: messenger RNA, 2226 nt
Organism: Thamnophis sirtalis
Lineage: Eukaryota; Metazoa; Chordata; Lepidosauria; Squamata; Natricidae
Source: RefSeq, a predicted model, not a curated record